GCAGAUCUUAAAGUACUAAAGAAGAAGACUGCAUAAUGUAACGCAGAAUCUUAUCCAGCCGGUGGGAACAGUGAAAGAGGUCACGCGGCUAGUCAGUCCACUGCCACCUACAUCUUCAAUUGCACUCGCUGGCCGUUUGUGUUUUGUUUCGGGGAAAAAACAAAACAAAAGAGAUCGUCAAUCGCGUGCUAUGAGCGGCAACUGAUUAGGAAGGUGGGCGUACCUGUGCCUGUGUUUGGGAGUGACAUUUACAUUUCUGCCGAGUUUUAUGAUGAAUGUGUUGUGAAACGUUUUAGGAUACAAAUAUGUGUGCCUAUAAAAGAUCUAUUGUUUGUCUGUACUUCGUGGUGCUGUUGGGCGUUGCUGUCAUGUGUUACACUCAACACCUGCAUCCCCCAGUGGAAAUCGACCCCCUUCCCACAAUGCCACGCGUCAAAAUGCCCCACAUGCAGCCGGAGGAGAUGACAACUUUCAUAUCACAGGCAGAGACCACCAUGUCCGAACGCUUCGACAACUUUGAACCCGCCAUCUAUAACAAGGGAGUGGUGCAGGAUCCGGGCACCCCCGCUUGGUUCAUGGCGGCGUCACACUUCACGUCUCCCUCCGCCAGGAACCUGAGUCAUGUGGCUCUUAUAUCCGAGGAAACAACAAAAUACAUCGUAAAAGCGUUCAAACUUUCCCGUGAUCAGGUGAGCUACGGUCUGCCGAUGAUGGACGUGAGGGACACGUCGCUGGGAGACCACUGCCCUCUGGAGGUGGAUUUUCCCUGCCAACCGCGCAAAUACCGCGCGUUUUCUGGUUACUGUAACAACGUGCAGAGUCCGCACUGGGGCAAGGCCAAUACGCGUUACCUGAGGUUCUUACCCGCCGAUUAUAGCGACGGUGUGAGCUUGCCGCGAGGUAGCGGCGGCUCAGAUCCGCUGCCCAGUCCGCGCGAGGUCUCGCUCGCUGUGCAUAGGGACGAGGACCUGCCACACCCACACCUCAUGGCCAUAACAGCUGUCUGGGGCGAAUUCAUCUCUCACGACGUGGCGCACACCCCGCAGAUGACAGGAUUUAAAGGCAAGCGUCUCAAAUGCUGCAGUGUUAACUUCAGUGACUUCCACCCAGAGUGUUUCCCGAUUCGUCUCCCGGAUGAUGAUCCCGUGCACGGGAUUUUUUUAGAGAUGUCAGGAAUACGCGCGGUCUGGAACAGCCCCUCGGAUAGGCUGUACUCUAGGACCCAGAGAGCAACUAAACCAAGUGACAUCAUUUCUCGACGCGUCAGUGGUGUACGGUAG
Zootermopsis nevadensis is the source of this 1280-nucleotide messenger RNA. The record is from RefSeq and is a predicted model, not a curated record. NCBI's taxonomy places the organism in Eukaryota, Metazoa, Arthropoda, Insecta, Blattodea, Termopsidae.